AAUAUUGAGACAAAUGGUAGCGCCGAUUCCUUGUCUUGCAAACAUGGAGCACGUGGGGUCAGUUGCCCCUAACCUAUAAAAUUCAAAUAAAAUCAUAACAGAUCAUGUCAGUAUCAAUAUCUUGUUAUUGAUUCCAAUUCAGUGUAAUCGAUGAUUUGAGUGGCUUACAGAUCGAUUUUACUAUUAUUUUUUAGUAAAGAAAUAUAUCAGUGACAAGUGUCCACAGGUUAUAACAACGACAGCAAAAAAAUGGACUCUCAAGAGGAAGAGAUAAAGAACAAAGGUCUUGCGAUUGAAAUUGUCAACACCGAAAUGAUUGAUGCUGAGAAAAAAGUGGAAGAUGAUCAGGAUAAAGAAUUCGUAUCAGAAAAAUUGGUGAUUGCAGAUGAAAUUCCAAAAAAUAACUCAACACCCCUUGAUGCAAGAUUGGCAAUGAUCGAUGGAAAAAAUUUUGAAGGGAUUGUAAAUCCUGCGGUAGCUCCGGAGAAUAAUCUCGAAUAUAUUGAAGAUGAAGGUGCCGAAUCGGUGGAGGUCUCAUUGGUAAAAAGGACAUGUGAGAAAAGUGAAGAGAAAAAUGAUGGAGUAGCCAGAAUGGAAAUUGGUAAUCAGAAGGUUGAGCUUGCGAAUUCUUUGGGAUUAAUAGCUGCAGCUUAUGUUGAUUCGGAUACAGAUGAGGAAACACUUGAUGAAGAGUGCCAAGUGGAAGAAAUGAUAAUAAUAGCUAAUGAUAAAAAUAAUCAGUAUCGUAUUAAAGAUUCGGAUGAUGAAACUGAUAGUUCAGAAGACUCCAGUAGUAGUAGUAGUGAUAGUAGUAGUGAUAGUAGCAGUGAUAGUAGCUCCAGUAGUUCCUCUGAGGAAUCGGAAAAUGAAGAUGAACAGAAUGUGAAGGACAAUGAUAAGAAAUGCACAAGGAAUAGGAAAUCGAAUAGGAAUCAGGAAAAAGGUGAAUACGAUGAUCUACCUCCAAUUGAAGAUCUACAGAUUUCAGUACCAGAGGUUCUAUGUGAGCCACUAGGUGUUGUUGGAUGGAUGGUUGAUCAAUUGGUAGUUGUAACUCCAAAGCCUCAGAAACCAACUCUGAACAUAGACACAGUCCUAUUUGUUGAGAAAGGUCAGCGUGUUCUCGGUCGUAUUUUCGAUAUAUUUGGACAAGUAACUGAGCCUCAUUACUGCGUAAGAUUUAACAAUGCUGAACAUAUCAAAACGCAGGACAUCCAAGUCGGCAUGAAGGUUUACUUUUGUCCAAACACUCCAUACACGUCACUGGUCUUCAUGUCUGACCUCAUCAAAAUGAAAGCAAGUGAUGAAGUCGGUGAGGAUGAACAUCCCGAAUUCUCUGAUGAUGAGCAAGAGAGAGCAUACUACUCGACGCUCAAGCAAAAGCAACGGAAUGCUUCUGGUGAAAAUACCUCGAUUAAGCCUAACAAUUCAGAAUUCCAGCACAAGCGUCCAAAGAUGGCUCCAAAGACUGGUUGGAAAUCCCAACAUCCAUGGAAUAGCAGCAGGAGUUAUUACCAAAAUAACUCAAGACUGAGAGCUCCCAAUGGAGAUUUCACUCACCAGCAAGACUCGUGGAAGCCCUCGAACUCCUGUGACUCCUCCCAACUGAACUGGAGACCGCAAUCUAUUUAUCAGAACUGGCCAAAUGCAUUUGGGCCCCAAUCAGGGUCUUACUAUCCUCCUUAUGCCUUCCAGAAUACCUCAAUGCCCGGUUAUCAGCCAACACUAACGUAUCCUUGCCCACCAAUACAACAGCCAAUUAAUUUCUGGAACUUACCACCACCUCCACCUCCACCUCCUCCACCCAGUGAGUAACAAUGUUCUUUUUAAUUCCUCAUCACCAGAGAAUGUAUUAUAAAAUCUCUCAAUGCAGUGGAAUUAAAUAUCAUUAUUCCAUUAGAAUACAAAAAUGAAGCUAUAUUAUUUUUACUGUUACAACAAUUACUCAUAGAAUUGUAGAUUAAGAAUUACGUUUCUUAGGUCUGUAAUAAAAAUAACUUUUUAUUGUUUUUUAUUAUAAUAUAAAUUUCUAUUUACACAUGUCAUUCUAAAGAUCAAAUGCUCAAGGUUCGGUUUAUCCACUGAUUCGCUUGAGUUCAAAGAAAAAAAUGUUUAAAAA
This is a messenger RNA of Fopius arisanus, 2119 nucleotides long. RefSeq names its product H/ACA ribonucleoprotein complex non-core subunit NAF1. The transcript is spliced from 5 exons. The coding region runs from base 250 to 1815 and encodes 521 amino acids. The record is from RefSeq and is a predicted model, not a curated record. Lineage: Eukaryota; Metazoa; Arthropoda; Insecta; Hymenoptera; Braconidae. Gene Ontology annotation, biological process: pseudouridine synthesis; box H/ACA snoRNP assembly; ribosome biogenesis. Gene Ontology annotation, molecular function: RNA binding. Gene Ontology annotation, cellular component: sno(s)RNA-containing ribonucleoprotein complex.